Molecule: messenger RNA, 2046 nt
Organism: Anopheles stephensi (Asian malaria mosquito)
Lineage: Eukaryota; Metazoa; Arthropoda; Insecta; Diptera; Culicidae
Product: cell division cycle protein 23 homolog
Exons: 2
Coding region: 133-1989 (618 amino acids)
Biological process (GO): cell division
Cellular component (GO): anaphase-promoting complex
Molecular function (GO): protein binding
Source: RefSeq, a predicted model, not a curated record
GCCUGUCAACCGUGCUGCCGGAGGAACACCGCGCGCCAUAACAACAAAACCGCUCUGCAAGCUCCGAUGGUGCAUCAUCAAGCCGGUCGUCGUACAGCAGCAGUUGUGAUUAAAUUAAACCAUUAAUAGAAAAUGGAUCCGCCGGUCGAUCUAAACGUGGUGAAGCAGGACAUCCUCGUUGGCAUGGUAGAGUGCGAGAAACGGUGCUUGAUGCAGUGCACCAAAUGGCUCGCCGAACUGAAUCACGGUCUGUCGGAGGUGACCGUCGAGCUGCGUGGAAAUACUGCGCUCCAAAACGUGCACGGUGGGAUAGAGGAUAGCGAGUACGAUAGCUACCUGCUGGCGAAAAGCUAUUUUCUCGUGCGUGAGUACGACCGAUCUGCCUACUUUACGCGGAACUGCGUUUCGCCGGUUCCAAAGUUUCUGCACCUGUACGCAACGUACAUGUCGAAGGAGAAGAAACGGUUGGAUAACAUGACGGACAGUUCGGUCGUUAGUUCGGUAAGCCACGCGAAAGAUUUUUCCGAACUGUUGAGCAUCUUGCGGACGGAGCAUAGCCAACAGUCGCUCGAUGGUUACUGUCUGUAUCUGUACGGCGUUAUACUGAAGAAGCUGGACCUAACCGACAUCGCGGUGCGAGUGUUUGUCGAAGCGAUCAACGCGGAGCCAACGCUCUGGAGUGCCUGGCUGGAGCUGGCACCGCUCGUGAACGAUAAGCGAAUGUUGGAAAGCUUGAAGCUACCGAAUCACUGGAUGAAGAGCAUAUUUGAAGGGUACACGUACAUCGAGCUUUUCCAGAACGACGAGGGUAUCAAAAUAUUUGAACAUCUGCAAAAGAAUGGUUUUAGCAAGUGCAUCUUCAUACCCACGCUGCUUGCGAUCGCCUAUUCGAACAAACGGGACGUCGACCGGUCGAUCGAUAUAUUCCAGCACCUUCAAAGCGUCGAUCCGUACCGGCUAGACAAUCUGGACUCGUACUCGAAUCUGCUGUUUGUGAAGGACAUGAAAACGGAAAUGUCCCAUCUGGCGCACAAGGUGGUGGAGAUCAACAAGUACAGCCCCGAGACGUGUUGCGUGGUGGGGAACUAUUACAGCAUACGAUCGGAUCACUACAAGGCGGUCAUGUACUUCCAACGUGCGCUCAAGCUGAACCCUCGCUAUCUUUCGGCCUGGACACUGAUGGGGCACGAGUUUAUGGAGAUGAAAAAUACCAACGCAGCUAUUCAAAGUUACCGCCAAGCGGUCGAGGUUAACAAAAGAGAUUUCCGCGCGUGGUACGGACUUGGACAGGCGUACGAAAUUCUCAAGAUGACAUUCUACAGCUUGUACUACUACAAAGCGGCCCAACAGCUGCGCCCGUACGACAGCCGUAUGCUGGUCGCCCUGGGUGAAACGUACGAAAAGCUCAACAAGGUCGCCGACGCGCUCAAGUGCUACCAGAAAGCGUACAACGUGGGCGACAUCGAGGGCGUAGCACUGUACAGCAUGGCAAAGCUGUACGAGAAGCAGGGCGAAACGGAGAAAGCCAUACCGGCGUUUCUGAAGUUCUGUUCCGAUGAGAAGCUGAUCGCGGACAAGGCAUCCCUGUGCCACGCGUACAUGACGCUGGGCAAUUAUUACGAAAAGAUCGAAGAUCUCGACAAGGCGUCCUACUUUGCGUACAAAUGCUUAGACUACGAGGAAAUGAAACGGGAGGCGGAAUCGUUACUGAAAAGCAUCGCCAACAAGCGUGCCCACACUAAGGCAACGACGUCCGCAACGGCAGCCACGCAACCACCCGGAACGGCCAAAGCUUCCGAGGAGGGCAAACCGGACGGUAAUGUCGCCACGGAUACGUACGGUGGCGAAGAUAUGGAGAUGGAUGAAACGAAUCUUUCGAAACGGAUCGACAGCGCACUGGCGGAGGAAGACCCGGGAAGCAACGAGAUGGCGGAAAGUUCCGGCAUCCAUGAGUUUCACAUGGAGGAUACGUACGAUGUGAACGAAUGAGGAAAUAAAUAUCUCACCUAUGUGCUUUGGUGGUCAUUCCAGUUGUUACAAAAAAAA